CUUCCUUUUCUCAAACCCUGAACCCAUCACCUCCACUGACAUUUGUUUUCCCCCUCUUUUUUUGUUGAUAAUGAGUUCAGGUUCAGCCGGAACCUGCGGCGGCGGAGACGACGACGGUGGUGGAUCGUUUAAUGCAUUCUUCGAGGGUUGGAUGGUCCGCCAUGAGCAUUACCUGGAAGAGUUACUCUCAGUUCAACAGCGUAAUGAAUCACGAGAAGAUGAUCUCAAGGACCUUAUAAAACGAGCGCUCUCCCACUACCAACAGUACUUCGAGGAAAAAGCUCGUUUAGCUCAACGCAAUGUUUUCCUCGUUUUUUCUACGGCAUGGUUCACUUCCUUGGAGCGCGCCACUCUUUGGAUAUCGGGUUUCAAGCCCGGGUUCGCGUUGAGGCUCGUGUUUGACUCGGUUCGAGACCUGUCAUUAGAGCAGAGCGAGAGGUUGACUCUGCUGAUGGAGGAGACGAGGGUUGAAGAGAGGGUGCUUAAUGACGAGUUGGCUAGGAUUCAAGAGACCUUGGCGGCUCCUCCGUUGUUCGAGAUAGUUAGAAAACGAGUACGGAGGAUGGAUGCGGCGGAGGGUGGAGGAGAGGAGGCGGCUGGGCUGGCCACGUUGAGGAAGGCGUUGGAGGAAGUUGUGGUCGGAGCUGAUUUGUUAAGGAUGAGUACCACGUUGAAGGUGGCGGAGAUACUGAAACCGGAGCAGAAUGUGAGGUUUUUGACGGCGGCGACACGGUUAUUCCUUGAGCUCAGGAAUUUGGGGUUGCAAAGAGGUGGUAAGAAAGGGAAUGAAAUGGUUUUGAGAGGAAUAUAG
Messenger RNA from Hibiscus syriacus, 811 nucleotides. RefSeq names its product protein RESPONSE TO ABA AND SALT 1-like. The transcript has a single exon. Gene Ontology annotation, biological process: DNA-templated transcription. Gene Ontology annotation, molecular function: sequence-specific DNA binding. NCBI's taxonomy places the organism in Eukaryota, Viridiplantae, Streptophyta, Magnoliopsida, Malvales, Malvaceae. The record is from RefSeq and is a predicted model, not a curated record. Bases 71 to 811 code for a protein of 246 amino acids.